AUGAGGACGCCGGUGGUCAUGACUCUGGGCAUGGUGCUCGCACCCUGCGGGCUGCUACUCACCUUGACCGGCACGCUGACGCCCGGCUGGAGACUGGUGAAGGGCUUCCUCGACCAGCCGGUGGACGUGGUGCUGUACCAAGGCCUGUGGGACAUGUGCCGCGAGCAGAGCAGCCGCGAGCGCCAGUGCGGUCAGCCAGACGACUUGGGCUACUUCGCCGCCGAGCCCGUGCGGGUAGCGCGGGGACUCAUGAUCACGUCGCUGGCCGCCACGGCCCUGGGGCUACUGCUGGCGACGCUCGGCGUGCGCUGCUGGCAGGACGAGCCCCACUUCGCGCUGGCCGGCCUCUCCGGCGUCGUGCUUUUCGCCGCGGGCCUCUUGAGCCUCAUCCCAGUCUCCUGGUACAACCACUUCUUGGCGGAUCGCGCCGUCUUGCCCGCCCAGUCCAGCCCGGUCACCGUGCAGGUCGGCUACAGCCUGGUGCUGGGCUACCUGGGCAGCUGCCUGCUGCUGCUGGGCGGCUUCUCGCUGGCGCUCAGCUUCGCGCCUUGGUGUGCCGAGCGCUGUCGCAGCUGCCGGAAGGCGCCCCCAGGCAGGGCGCGCCGCAGCAGCAUCAGCACCGUGUACGUCGACUGGCCGGAGCCCGCGCUCACGCCGGCCAUCAAGUACUACAGCGACGGCCAGCACCGGCCGCGGCCCGUCCAGCUCGGCGCCGCCAGCCAGCGCAAGGCUGGCUUCCCGAUGCCCCGGCCGCCGCCCAAGGCCUACAGCAACCCGGUGGAAGUGCUCGAUGGGGAGAAGGCUCCCGACUCCCACCACGGCGGGUCCUCCCGCAGCACCCGGUCCUGCGGCAGCGCGCUGCCCUGCGAUUCCGACCUGUAG
Molecule: messenger RNA, 882 nt
Organism: Mesoplodon densirostris (Blainville's beaked whale)
Lineage: Eukaryota; Metazoa; Chordata; Mammalia; Artiodactyla; Ziphiidae
Gene: CLDN23
Product: claudin 23
Exons: 1
Coding region: 1-882 (293 amino acids)
Biological process (GO): cell adhesion; bicellular tight junction assembly
Cellular component (GO): bicellular tight junction; plasma membrane
Molecular function (GO): structural molecule activity
Source: RefSeq, a predicted model, not a curated record